Messenger RNA from Bursaphelenchus okinawaensis, 1318 nucleotides. The record is from the annotation of a GenBank genome assembly. Lineage: Eukaryota; Metazoa; Nematoda; Chromadorea; Rhabditida; Aphelenchoididae.
AUGUUUGAACAGCCAUUUCGGGCCAAAGAUACGACAAUACGGCACUAUGUAAGUUAUUAACAAAAACGUUCGAAAAUGCCAUUUCUUUUAACAACAUCUUCAAAUUAUUCUGAAUAUGUUGUUUAAAAUUUGAAAAAACUACAAAUUUUAAAAAAUUCAGUUUUUUUUUAAUUUAAAAAACUUUGAAACCGAAAUAUGAUUACUGUAAUUUCAGUGGGUUAUAAUAAAAAUUCUACAAAUUCUAUCAAUCCUCAUUUCGAUUAUAACUUCUUUUACCCUCCUAUUCACGGCCAUUAACACGGGGUUGUGUUGGAAGCCGGCUUCAAUUAAAGGUUAUCAUAUCAGAACUCAGUUCGCGACAAUCAUUUUCUUUGCUUUUGGAUUUUUGGCUAUUGGAAGUCAGAUUAUAUUAUUUGAGCAUUUUCGUCGAAUUUCGUUGUUUCUUUAUGCAAAUGCGGCCAAUUUUGCGCUGUUGGCAUUGUUGUGCAGUUGCCAGCGAAUGGAGGUGAGUUUGAAGUAUUUUACCUUACUCUACCCUACCCUAUUCUACUCUGCCUUGCUUUGCCUUGCCCUAAUAGCACAAAGCGAGAAAGAUCUACCUUACCCUACCUUACCCUACCCUACCCUACCCUACCCUACCCUACCCUACCCUACCCUACCCUACCCUACCCUACCCUACCCUACCUUACCUUACCCUACCCUACCCUACCCUACCAUACUCUUCUCUACUACACUGCCCUACAAUACCUUAACUUUCUAAACCUUGCAAAAGUCAUACCCUUCACUACUCUACCAAGCCUUACCUUUAUAUACUUUGUCCUACCAAGCCCUUAACAAAAAUUAAAAAGUCUUGUCAUCGAUUUUUAAAACUUAAAGUUUAAGGGCAACAAAGCUUUUUUCAUGCUUUCUUACUAACUUGUUAGAGCAUAGAGGACAGGGUAUUGGUAAGGCCUUAUAAGGUAGUGUAAAGUAGAUAAAAUUUAUUUUUUGUUAUAUACAUAAUAUGCUAUAACUUCUAAUUAAAUUACUCUUUCACUACUUUCAAACCCAAAACUUUACUAUUCUUUAUCAAAUUUAAGCCCACCCAACGCUAAUUCCGCGAAAGUUUCAGUUGAUCGACGAGCGGCGUGUCCGCGAGAACCACGCCAACGCUGUCAACAAUAAUCAGGAGGAGGAGGAUGUGCUUAACAGAUGGAUUUCCACUCUUGAGAAUGCCCAACGUCACUCGUUUUCGGCGCCGGUUGGCAAAGUGCUGCGCGAAAUGAGGCAUAUGAGUCUGGUGGAGUCGCAGCUCUCCAACAAUUUUCAUCAGAUUUAA